AUGUUUUUAAACCUAGGAAAGAAAAAGACGACAGAUCAAUUCAUUUACGGAGAGGGGAUGACACCACGAUGGUUUGAAGCGAACUUUGCAAAAUAUGUUGGGCCUGACGUUGAAUGGAAAUUCUGCGUCCACAUGGAUGAUGGUAAAGAAGGCUUUCUAUGUAGAGUUCAUCAACAGAUUGCCCCAGAAGUUAUCAUGACUAUGAGAAUGGAUUGCUAUGAAUCAAGGCAGAAGUCGAAAGAUAGUGCAAGGCGUGCUUACUUUGAAAGGCUUGAACUUACUUGGAGAGAGGGGAAUCGUGACUCUCCUGAGAUGAGGCGAGAAGAAAGCUGGCGGUAUAACGGAGGAGGUACUGGAUCAGAGAUCCCCACCCUCCAGGUUCCACCACCAUAUACCCUUACUCCGGAUAAUAUAAAUUAUGGAGAUCGACCUCAGUCAAUUUCAGAGACAGUAUGGAACCCUGAGACCGGAUACUGGGAGAGUCGUAACUCCCGGUUCACACGAUCAACGCCAGCAACACCGACUACUCCAUCUGCAGGAUUUUGGAGAAGCAGACCAGACAGUGGAGUAGGAUUGUCUCCAAUAUCGAGCCAUUCAUCUGAUCCCACCUUCCUCGGAAUAGAAUGCUCAAAUCGCUCAUCGGGUGUUGUUUCACUUCACGAUAAAUCUAUGGGCAUCCGAAGGCCGCGUUCUGCUGCAGAUAUGCGGACCUCAUCCACCGGCCAGAUGUUGAUCAAUAUGUCCCGAGGCUCAUACGGCUGGAUAUAA
Morchella importuna is the source of this 768-nucleotide messenger RNA. RefSeq lists its product as uncharacterized. The transcript has 4 exons. The record is from RefSeq and is a predicted model, not a curated record. Bases 1 to 768 code for a protein of 255 amino acids. Lineage: Eukaryota; Fungi; Ascomycota; Pezizomycetes; Pezizales; Morchellaceae.